Doryrhamphus excisus (bluestripe pipefish) is the source of this 581-nucleotide messenger RNA. The record is from RefSeq and is a predicted model, not a curated record. NCBI's taxonomy places the organism in Eukaryota, Metazoa, Chordata, Actinopteri, Syngnathiformes, Syngnathidae.
UGAACGAGCUGACGAGCCCUCGUUAUUAACGGUUCGUUCAUGAUUCGCACAUCUCUCUUCGGCAUUUUAGCAGAAAGACACAUUCAAUAACGGCGAUCUCUGUGACGUUCACACCAUCUUGACGAGUCUCAAUUUUGUCACAACACAAAGACCAAAUGGGACUGCUCACAGCACUCGCAGUUGCAGCAGGUACAGCAGGUGCGGCAGGAGGGGUUUUGUUUUUUGCCCCUGUUGCUCUUGCAACGAUUGGUUACUCUGCUGCAGUGGGAGUGACCGCAGUGGCCAAUGCUGGACUGUUAACAGGCACAGCGGCAGUAGCAGGUUCAGCUGGUGCGAGUGCUGCUGCUACUGCACCUGUCGCAGGCUUGGUGAUGGCUCUCUUCUGAAUCCUUGACCACCGAAGGACCAUCCUAAAACAUGUCUCCUAUUUCAAUUGUUAGGAUUUCCACCACCUUUGGUGCCAUUAUUCAUGUUCAUGUAAAACAGAUGUCAAGCCUAAGUUCUGUCCAAAUAAUAUGAAUGGAAAUGUUACGGUUCCACUGUAUGUGUGAUAUUUUUGCGAAUAAAAUGUGACACACGUG